Molecule: messenger RNA, 984 nt
Organism: Lasiodiplodia theobromae
Lineage: Eukaryota; Fungi; Ascomycota; Dothideomycetes; Botryosphaeriales; Botryosphaeriaceae
Product: Pectinesterase
Exons: 2
Coding region: 1-984 (327 amino acids)
Biological process (GO): cell wall modification
Molecular function (GO): pectinesterase activity
Source: RefSeq, a predicted model, not a curated record
AUGAGGUCGAUUGCCGCCUUUCUGCUCGCCCUCGGGCUACCCGUCUCUUCUGCGCCCACGCCGGGCCUUGCGAAGAGGACCAGUAGGACAAGCGCUCCAUCAGGCUGUCUGACUGUCGGAUCAGGUGCAACUUACCAGACGGUGUCAAGUGCACUCAGCGCGCUUGGGACAAGCUCGACUGCUGAUGCUUGCAUCUUCAUCAGCGAGGGGACCUACGCCGAGCAGCUGACCAUCACAUACAAGGGCGCCCUGACGCUUUACGGGUCUACAGAAGACACGGGCAGCUACAAGUCGAAUACAGUGACCAUCAGCCACAGCAUCAAGUCAGCCGACGCCGGCUCUCUCGACGCCAGUUCGACCGUCAACGUCAAGGCCGACGGAUUCAAGAUGUACAACAUCAAUGUCGUCAACGGCUACGGGGCUGGAGCGCAAGCUGUCGCGCUCACGGCCAACGCCGACAAGCUCGGCUUCUACGGGUGCCAAUUCAAGAGCUACCAGGACACGCUGUAUGCCAAGAAGGGGACGCAGUACUACUCGAACUGCUACAUAGAAGGCGCAGUGGACUACAUCUUCGGGGCGGCCAGCGCUUGGUUCGGCGAGUGCACGGUGGCGUCGAGCGGCGGCGGGGCCAUCACGGCAAGCUCGCGCGAGACGGCCGACGACGAGUCGUGGUACGUGAUAGACAGCAGCACGGUGACGGCGGCGUCGGGCGUAUCGGGGCUGGCGGAGAAGGUGUACCUGGGAAGGCCGUGGCGGGUGCUCGCGCGAGUCGUGUUCCAGAGGUCGAAGCUGGCGGACAUCGUCAACCCCAAGGGCUGGACGACCAUGGCCGAGGGCGCAACGCCGCUGUUCUACGAGUGGAGCAACGAGGGCGACGGGGCGUCGACGGCGGAGAGGGAAUACGAGAGCAGCCUGGAGGCGGCGGUUAGCCACGCAACGGUGCUGGGCAGCGACUACAACAGCUGGAUCGACGCGAGCUACUGA